Molecule: messenger RNA, 558 nt
Organism: Paraglomus brasilianum
Lineage: Eukaryota; Fungi; Glomeromycota; Glomeromycetes; Paraglomerales; Paraglomeraceae
Source: the annotation of a GenBank genome assembly
AUGUCACCACAGGAAAUUGACGAGAACAAGCGCAAGUUCGAAGAAACAAGCAGGAAUGAAGAGAAACAGCAAGAAAACAGUCAGUCCGAAGAUAGUCAAGGAGAAGAUGAAUAUGUCGUAGAGAGAGUUUUAAGACAUCGCAGGAAAAACUUCUUCCUCAAAUGGAAAGGGUAUCCAGAUUCCGAAAAUACGUGGGAGGACGAAGGAAACGUUUUUGCCCAAAAUUUAGUCGAAGAAUAUUGGGAAGGGAUUGGAGGAAGGCCUAAUACAAAGACGGUGUCCAAGUCGAAAACCAACGGUGAUAGUUCAUCAAAGUCAGCUCCCCGGUCAGACUUCAAGCGGAAACGAGCAACAGACUUAUCAGAUGAAGGAAUAGAUACUGAUGACGAUUUUCCGCCUUCCUACUGGGGGAGUUGGGAGGAAGAAGUGGAGAAUAUCGAAACCGUAGAAAAGACUAACGAAGGCUUAUUAGUCUAUCUGCAUUGGUAUGUCGUUCUCAGCAACGAGUCUAUUUUCAUGAAUCAAAAGGCAGAUAACUCGUCCGCUAAUAAUUCUCCC